This is a messenger RNA of Felis catus (domestic cat), 1824 nucleotides long. It is a transcript of the gene PSPH, whose product is annotated as phosphoserine phosphatase. NCBI's taxonomy places the organism in Eukaryota, Metazoa, Chordata, Mammalia, Carnivora, Felidae. Gene Ontology annotation, biological process: L-serine biosynthetic process; dephosphorylation. The transcript has 9 exons. Gene Ontology annotation, molecular function: L-phosphoserine phosphatase activity; magnesium ion binding. The record is from RefSeq and is a predicted model, not a curated record. Bases 737 to 1456 code for a protein of 239 amino acids. Gene Ontology annotation, cellular component: cytoplasm.
CCACCUCGCGCUGCAAGUCUAGGGCCGCAGGCGCUGAGCCCCCGCAGGGAGGAGGGGCGGGCUCAGGGAGCCCCUCCCAGGGGGCGGGGCCAAGGGUUUCUCCCCAGCACCGCUGUGCAGAGUCUGAAUCUCCAGGGUCUCCAGUUUAGAAAAGCCUAUGCAAAGCCUAGCAGAAGCCAAGGUGCUUAUCAGCAGAUCUUUUAUGAUUGUUUGGUAAAAGCUCUGCGGGUCUGCACAGGUCGCCUCCCUCGGAGCUCGGCGACUGAACGUCGGAGCCGGCCCUCGGCCCCCCUGCAGUCGGAAGGUUACAGCAGCGGGAGCCAGAGAGGCGGUGGCGGCGGCCCAGGAAGGAGCAGCAGCGCCCGGCAUUCCAUCGUAAGGAUAUACCACAACUUAUUCAUCCACUUAUCUGUUGAUGGACACUCUAGUUUGGGGCUUUCACGAAUAAAGCGCUCUUUGAUUGCUCUUGGAUAAAUCUCCAGGGUGGGAUUGCUGAGUCUUAUGGCUCUUGCUCUUGCAGAACUCCCAAGAUCUCAUAAAGAAAUUUGUAGUCAGAACUUUAUGCUGCAUUUUUAUUCAGGAAAGAAGCAGGAAGAGAAGAGUGUCAUUUCCUAGGAAUCCAGCACUGGAGAAACGCUUGUAUAAUGAGCCUGCCUAGCCAUGUGAUAUGAAUUGCAUCGAUUCCCUCUGGACCAGAGCCAAAUGAGUGGUUACUGAGCCACAGAGAGAGUGGGAUAUGAAGCUCCUUGAUGUUCCCGGGAGAACAAUUCUUCCAAGGAUGGUCUCCCAUUCAGAGUUGAGGAAACUUUUCUGUUCAGCUGAUGCAGUAUGCUUUGAUGUUGAUAGCACAGUCAUCAGAGAAGAAGGAAUUGAUGAGCUAGCCAAAUUCUGUGGAGUUGAGGAUGCUGUGUCAGAAAUGACACGGCGAGCCAUGGGUGGGGCAGUGCCUUUCAAGGCUGCCCUCACAGAGCGCUUAGCGCUGAUCCAGCCCUCCAGGGAACAGGUACAAAGGCUCAUAGCAGAGCACCCCCCCCACCUGACUCCUGGCAUAAGGGAGCUGGUAAGUCGCCUGCAAGAGCGAAAUGUUCAGGUUUUCCUAAUAUCUGGUGGCUUUAGGAGCAUUGUGGAGCAUGUUGCUUCCAAGCUCAAUAUCCCAUCAACCAACGUAUUUGCCAAUAGGCUGAAAUUCUACUUCAAUGGUGAAUAUGCAGGUUUUGAUGAGAUGCAGCCAACAGCCGAAUCUGGUGGGAAAGGAAAAGUUAUUAAACUUUUAAAGGAAAAAUUUCAUUUUAAGAAAAUUAUCAUGAUUGGAGACGGAGCCACAGACAUGGAAGCCUGUCCUCCUGCUGAUGUUUUCAUUGGAUUUGGAGGAAAUGUGAUCAGACAACAAGUAAAAGACAACGCUGAAUGGUACAUCACUGAUUUUGUAGAGCUUUUAGGAGAACUUGAAGAAUAAUAUCAAUUUUUAUACAGUUUGUAACAACUUCUGUUAAUUUUUAAAAGUUAUACAGUUUGAUACCGUUUGCCUAAAAUUGCCUAUUACAACUUAAUGUAUAGAUUUGGUACUCAUUAUCUGUACUUUAAGUAAACUAUGGAAAACUGCUUUUUUUAACUGCAGUCCUAGUGUUAUUAUGACCAUUAAUUACCUGGAUAGUUUUAUAAUCUUAAUUCUUUAUGUAUUUUCCUAUCUGUAUUUUAUUUGAAGCCUUUUAAAGGUGGAUAGUAAAUUAAACACCGUCACUGUUGGAAAUAUGGGUUAGGCAGCUUUAGGUGACUAUUGGUUUUCCCUGUAGUAGGUAAAUAAAAGUUAUCCAUGUAUCAGAA